Molecule: messenger RNA, 2955 nt
Organism: Phlebotomus papatasi
Lineage: Eukaryota; Metazoa; Arthropoda; Insecta; Diptera; Psychodidae
Gene: Cog1
Product: conserved oligomeric Golgi complex subunit 1
Exons: 3
Coding region: 105-2792 (895 amino acids)
Biological process (GO): intra-Golgi vesicle-mediated transport
Cellular component (GO): COG complex; Golgi apparatus
Source: RefSeq, a predicted model, not a curated record
AAUAUCUCCCCCUUGUAUCAAUUUGAGUUGUCAGAAUUUUUCUGCAGCGUUUGUUGUUUUGUGUUGAUUUUUCUCUAAUAUCUUGUGCAAUUUAAAGUGGAAAAAUGAGUGAUUUAUUGGAAUUAAAUCCUGAUAGACUCUUCCAGCAGCACACAGUGUCUGAAAUUGAGCAGGUCAGCAGAAAAUUGCAGAAUGAGAUCGAGAAACGAAGGGAAGACUUGAGGACGAUGGUUGGGGAGAGGUAUCGUGAUCUCCUGAAAGCCGCUGAUACGAUAAAUGACAUGAGAACAACCUCCAACACAGUGGUUGAACGUAUUGAGGGUAUUAUUGACCUUUCCGGGAAGGUUAGGGAGAACCUGAGAAAGGGCCGGGAUGUUUCAAAAGAAGGAGACAAGAGCCAGAGAAUUCUCAUUAGAAAUAAAUACUAUGGUGUGGUAGUUCAGAUUCAUAUUCUAACACUACUUCCGGAAAUGAUUUGGACGCAUUUGCACAAUGAUGAGUAUUUCUUGGCAGCUCAAUUAUUUGCCUUCUCUCGCCACAUCAGCACAGAUCUUCAGCUGAAUGACAAUAACAGCAUUGUGAGGCAUUUCCCAGUGGCCACGAGGCAGUGGACCGUACUUAGGCCCUUUUUGGAGAUUAUUCGGGAUCACUGCUUUGUCACUCUGGGCAGGGAGAGCCUUCCUGCCAGCGUGGCGUCUAAAUGCUUAGCUAGUUUGCUCUUGCUAGAGUCCAGUAAUGUUGAUGCCCUCUUGGCUGUUUUUAUUGAGUUGAGAAUUAAGUCCUUCUUGAAUAUCCUGGCGGAAGAUCAGGAGAAACCGCGCAAAGUUAGGGACAGAAUCCUCUCAAGCCUUCAGCUUCUGGAAGAGAGCUGCGAGGUGAUGUUUGACUGCUUUGUGGGCCGGGAUGGGUCUGAUGGAUUGUUAAUGAGAGAAAUUCAGGAUUUGGUAGCGAAGGAGCCAACAGUUUCCUUAAUUAAAUUCGAUAAUCCCGUAGUUCUAAGAGCUCUACCCGGGAUUAUUGCUCAAUUCAAGCCUCAGGUGGCUCUGGCGGGCGUUAGAGAGGAAUCCCUAGUAAGGAUGACAAAUAGCUGGAUUGAAAAGCUCAAUUUAGCAACAAAAACUGCCCUAAAGUCUCUGAUUGAUUUGAUAACGUCUGUGAAAGUUAUCCAUGAUAUCAAGCGGCAAGCAAUGUCUCCACAGAAACCAAACAAUUGGGAGAAAAUUUGCCGGAAGCUCUUCCUGCCUGAGGGAUUUGCUGUGUAUGAGUUUUUCUACCAGAAACUCCUAAAUGAACGUGUCAAGGAUAUCAUAGAAUCUUCCUGGGAGGGAACUCUCGAGGCAGUGGAGAAAGAUGUGGAAAAACUCACGCAGACUCCUGAGAAAGCUUCCAAAAGCAUCAGAAAAAUGGUUUGGACUGAGGAAUCAUUGGAUAUCCCGCAGAGUUUGCAGCAGGCAAUUUGUCAAGAUCAGAAAACUCACAAAUUGCUAAUGAAGACUCGAGGAUAUUCCCCGGCAAUUGUGGAAGUUUGUGAGAAUCUGGACAGAAGGCUGGAACUGCUGUUUAAUGAUCUCAGCAAUUACGUUUCCAGUGAAAGUGAAGGGGAAAAACGGAGAAGGCUUCCGGACGAUGAGAUUACAGAUACUCUCAGGGAGUUUCUUGUUGAAUGCAGCACUGGAAGAAUUAUGAAAUUCAUUGCUUUCCUGAGAUCCGGACGCUUCCCGGAGACGCAGGGCAAUUCAAUAGCUUUGGCAAAGCUACUGCAGGCUAUUGGGGAGCUCUGCCCCUAUCUCAAAUGCUGCCUUUCGAAGAGGAAACCCAAUUCAGAUGAGGAUGAUCUUGAGAAAUGGCUCAAAGUUUGCAAGAGACUCGAGGAGGAGAGCCUCUAUUUCUGGAGCCUCUGGUUGACAUCUUUUCUCAAAGACACUCAGCAAACGCAAAACACCUCAAUUCCCAAUCUCAAUGUCAUCCUCCAGGAAUUUCCCAGCUGGGAAACUGUCAGUCUUGAGGAGAAAAAUGAGCAGGAUGUCGUUCUAAAAUCCUCUAUCAGAGUUCCCUCGCAGCCGAGUUUCUCGCUCCAACAAAAGCUCUUCAAGCUCUGUCGGGAUCUCAAUCAAAUUGCUCCUCAUACAAUUCCACGGGCAAUUGUCAGCCGUGUCGUGGAAAGUGUAAUUCUUCAUAUUUUCAACUUCUACAGCCUUCAGGCUGACACCGAAAUCAUCCAGACCAAUCAGAACAUUUGCCUCCAAUAUUUCUUCGAUGUAAAAUUUAUUUCGCUGGUUUUAGUGGCUCGUGAGAAUAAGACCCUUUCGGAGAAGGCACAAUCUUUGUGUCAGAACUUCAAAUCCCGAGUGGAUCCAUUUGAUUUUGAGAUGUCUUACGAUUCCCUCAAUGCCAAUGUCAAGAAAUCUGCCCAUCGAGUGCUUCAUCAAUUAGGCUGCAUCAUUCCUAACAUGGACUACUUGGUAGCCAUGCUGGGUAAUCGUCAGACUACUGCUGCCCAGGAAAAAGAUCCCAAUAUUCUGGCGAUGUCCGGAGUAGGAACCAACGAAGCGAUUUCCUGGUUCCCACUACUGCCAAUAAUUUCUUCCAAUACUGCUGCGUCACAGAAACCUCAAACUUCGGCUCCAGUAGCGACGGAAAAGCAUUCCGGCACCCCAGGAAAAACAAGAAAAUCCGAUGAAGCACGCCAGUCAUCCUCCGUAGUUAGUACAACGCAGAACUAUGCCAGCAACGUAAAGUCUGGGGCUGCAGCAUUUUUCGGGGCCAUGUCGCAGGACUGGUUCAAGUCUUAAGGAAAGAUUUCCAGGGGCGGGGGAGAGUGAGUAAACAUCAAAUUGUAUUUUACGCAUAGAGAUUUAUCUCUAUUUUGUAUUUAUUAUUACAAUUAUAUUGUUCUCAAAAAGUACACGAAUCCAAAAGAAGAAAAAAAUAUAAGUUGAGUCACAUUGUUAGAAA